This is a messenger RNA of Zeugodacus cucurbitae (melon fly), 2168 nucleotides long. RefSeq names its product mitochondrial cardiolipin hydrolase (gene zuc). Gene Ontology annotation, biological process: piRNA processing. The transcript is spliced from 3 exons. Gene Ontology annotation, cellular component: mitochondrion. Bases 685 to 1494 code for a protein of 269 amino acids. NCBI's taxonomy places the organism in Eukaryota, Metazoa, Arthropoda, Insecta, Diptera, Tephritidae. The record is from RefSeq and is a predicted model, not a curated record. Gene Ontology annotation, molecular function: RNA endonuclease activity producing 5'-phosphomonoesters, hydrolytic mechanism.
GUACCAAUUGUGCGAAUAAUACAUCGAUAAAAAUGAAGAGCGUUGGCAACACUGUAACCUUACACACAGCUGACUCGUCUGUCAGCAAUUUGCUUCACGACACGUGCAUUUUUGCCCGCUGCAUCUCGCGAAACUAUACUUUUUUGCAACUGACAUCAUUUCCGUUUAGAUGCAAUUGUAAAUUUAUGAAGUUAACAAUAAAUUACUUUAUUAAAAUGUGUAAUAAUUUCGAGUACAUGUGUUAAAACGCGCUGUUAAUCCUUUGGAUGUCAAGAUUUUGCACACUUCGGCUGACACCGGCUGGUGCAUGCAUGUUGAUUGCUUCGGUUUGCGAUUAGCGAUUUUAAAUGUUGAAAUUCAUUGUGUUGCAUUACAAGUUGCUCAUUGUGUUUAAAAAGUGAAAAUUAUUCAUAAAUGCUGCAAUAUUUGUGAAUUUCAACGAUAAAUUGUUGUUUGUGUUUUUCUUAAAUUUUGCAUACAACAAAUUUGUAGGUAAUCAAAAACCCCACCCCUCCCUUUUGUAGCGCAACAAAAUCCAACCAAAGCAGAGCAAUUUAAUUCUUCCAUUCCAUAUUGUGAAUGUGAGUGUUGUUUUUGAAAAUAUUAAAAGAAAAGUGCAUUUAAUAAAUAGAAUUGAUAAUAAAUUGUGCAAGUGAAAUAUAUGCGAUAUUGGUUUAAUAGAAAAUGUUGGAACAUCGGGUGUUGCGCUACACAUUUUAUGGUCUGACUACGACCGUUUCGGUAGUGUUGUUGUCAGAAAUCUUUUAUCGUGGCUAUUUGUACGUGCGCGAACGUUUGUGGCGUCGCGAUGCAACUGAUGACGAAAUAGCCGAAGUCAUCUGGACGAAUGAGUUGACACAAAGCUGCGCUGGUGGUCACAUAUUAAAAUCGCCAGCGGAACGUAAAAGUCCCACAUAUGAAAGCCCAUCGAAGGGCAUGAUUGAAAAUGGACAUAUUACGAAAUUACCUACUCCUAGUGCUAGUCCUUCCUGUGAGAAUCGGUACUGUGCUGCCAAUAACGUCGGUCGUUUAAUAGCGUUAAUUGAUAAAUCAAAAUAUACCAUUGAUCUAGCAAUGUAUACGUUUACAUCCUACGAUCUGUCGCAGGCAUUUAUGCGUGCCAUUCGCAGAGGAGUCUCUGUACGCAUAAUAAGUGACAAAGAAAUGGUGUACUCCAGUGGUUCACAGAUUAUAACGCUAACAAAGGCAGGCGUGCCCGUUCGUUGUCCCAUGACCACAAUGCUAAUGCAUCAUAAAUUUUGCCUGCUGGACGGACCGAAACGUGCGCGUUCGGUACUAGGCAACGUCGGUCAAACAUAUGAUUCGCGUAAUGUAAAAGGUGUACUCAUGUCCGGCUCACUCAAUUGGACCAUGCAGGGUUUUGGUGGCAAUUGGGAGAAUAUCGUAAUCAGCUCCAAUAGAAUGUUGUUGGAGCAAUUCGAAGAUGAAUUUCAACGCAUGUGGUUAGCAUUCGCUCCACGUCUGAGCUCUUAAACAACGAAUGUGAAAGGUAAGUACGAAAUGGAAGGUUAUAGUUUACCAUUGGCUCCCACGUUUAGGCACUUCGAUAGACAUUUCCUAAUGCCGUUAAUUACAUACUUUAUUGUCAUAUGUCCACAAUGGGAUACUGGAUUUUCUCGCUAAGCCCUUUUGAUUGUUUUGCCGUUAAGCAUUUAUUUAGGAUGUAUGUCUGUACUUAUUUGUGUGAAAUCACGGUGGAUAAUGGCAACAAAUUAAUAUGCGGUUUACAAACUCACCUUUAAAAAGUCUUUCAUGAAAUGUGUUUUGCUAUUUUAUUUCUGGUUUUAUCUCUUGAUAUAUCUGCAUCUAUUGGUUAUUGAAUGGUGUUUUGUUUUUAUAAUGCAACCACAUUGUGUGAAAUUACAAUUAUAUACAUUAAUGUACAUACAUAUGUAUUGCUAUUAUUAUAUUAUAUUAGAAUACUCUGUGAAUAGAACUCUGGUACUGGAUAUUUGACUUUCAAUAUCCUUGUGAAAAUAUUUCGGCGGUGCGGAAGGACUUGGAAAAAACAUUUAUGUAAUUAUAUUAGAGUUUGAGACUAUUCUCGAAGCUUUAAAUUAUUAGUCUUACUAAGAUAUUUAUUAAGUUCAAUAUUUCACUAACUACCAGAUAUCAGUUACCUAUAAGCAGUUUCUGAAUGAGAUUUA